Saccostrea cuccullata (small rock oyster) is the source of this 384-nucleotide messenger RNA. Its product is annotated as caveolin-1-like. Gene Ontology annotation, molecular function: molecular adaptor activity. Lineage: Eukaryota; Metazoa; Mollusca; Bivalvia; Ostreida; Ostreidae. The record is from RefSeq and is a predicted model, not a curated record. Gene Ontology annotation, biological process: caveola assembly. Bases 1 to 384 code for a protein of 127 amino acids. Gene Ontology annotation, cellular component: plasma membrane; caveola. The transcript has 2 exons.
AUGGCAGAAUUUGACCUGAUUAACAGAGACCCAAACAACAUAAAUAACCAUCUUAAGGUACAAUUUGAAGAUGUAUUGGCAGAGCCAGAGGGAGUUCGUAGUCUUGAUUGCGUUUGGAAACUCUCAUACAAAUGCUUCACGUGUUGGAAAUCCCUUUGCUACUUCAUCAUGUCGACAUGCUGUGGAAUAUGCCUCGCAGCAGAAUGGGGAUGCCAGUUUUCUUACAUCGCCUUUUUGCAUGUUUGGAACAUUACUCCAUGCUUCAAGAUCUUGGAGCUGAAUUGUGGAUUCCUCCAGAAGCUUUAUGGUCUCUGUAUCCAUUGUUGUCUUGAUCCCAUGUGUGAAGGUUGCGGGCUGAUAUUUCACAAAUUUCAGAAAAACUGA